Molecule: messenger RNA, 7215 nt
Organism: Marmota monax (woodchuck)
Lineage: Eukaryota; Metazoa; Chordata; Mammalia; Rodentia; Sciuridae
Gene: Lrrc8b
Product: leucine rich repeat containing 8 VRAC subunit B
Exons: 6
Coding region: 396-2807 (803 amino acids)
Molecular function (GO): protein binding
Source: RefSeq, a predicted model, not a curated record
CCGCUGAGUCCGCAGCCCCGGGCAGCCGGGAAAGUGCGGGCGCAGGGCCGCCGCCGGCGCGCCCGGAGAGGCGCGGGGCGCACGCUGCGGAGAGCGCCGGCGCCCGGGGCUGGAGUCGCGCAGGAAUUCCUCAAAUUGAAACUAAUUGCAGAGUUUCUGGUUGACCAGCAUUCAUAGGUUUCUUUCUAGGUCUCUAAACUAUGACCAAGUUUGGAAAGGAUGUUUGUUAUCUGAAAGUCUGUGUACUGACAAGAUCUGAAGGAACUGAAUGAAGACAAACUCAGAGAUGGUGUGUCUAAGAAACUUCAAAAGGUGUAGACCCCCUGAUUGAAGCAUAGCUGAUUUAUUUGAUUCAUUUUUCCCAUUUUAUUUCUGUACUCGUGCAAAGGAGAGUCAUGAUUACACUAACAGAGCUAAAAUGCUUAGCAGACGCCCAGUCAUCUUAUCACAUCUUAAAGCCAUGGUGGGACGUCUUCUGGUAUUACAUCACCCUCAUCAUGCUGUUGGUGGCUGUGCUGGCCGGAGCUCUCCAGCUCACUCAGAGCAGGGUCCUGUGCUGUCUCCCAUGCAAAGUGGAAUUUGACAAUCACUGCGCUGUGCCUUGGGACCUCCUGAAAGCCAGCGUGAACACAUCCUCUAAUUCUGGGACACUGCUUCCGCUCCCCCUCCGAAUCCAGAAUGAUCUCCACCGACAACAGUACUCCUACAUCGAUGCAGUCUGUUACGAGAAACAGCUCCAUUGGUUUGCGAAGUUUUUCCCCUACCUGGUGCUCUUGCACACACUUAUCUUUGCAGCCUGCAGCAACUUUUGGCUUCACUACCCCAGCACCAGUUCCAGGCUGGAGCAUUUUGUGGCCAUCCUUCACAAGUGCUUCGAUUCUCCAUGGACCACCCGCGCCCUGUCAGAAACAGUGGCUGAACAGUCAGUGAGGCCCCUGAAAGUCUCCAAGUCCAAGACUUUGCUUUCGUCCUCAGGGUGUUCAGCUGAGGUUGACUCCACCAAGCAGUCCCUGCCUUACCCACAGUCAGGGUUGGAGUCAGCCAGCAUAGAAAGCCCAACUUCCAGUGUCCUGGACAAGAAGGAAGGUGAACAGGCAAAAGCCAUCUUUGAGAAAGUGAAAAGGUUCCGUCUGCACGUGGAGCAGAAGGACAUCAUUUACCGGGUGUAUCUGAAGCAGAUAAUAGUCAAAGUCAUUUUGUUUGUCCUUAUCAUAACUUAUGUUCCAUAUUUUUUGACCUACAUUACUCUUGAAAUUGACUGUUCAAUCGACGUGCAGGCUUUUACAGGAUAUAAGCGCUACCAGUGUGUCUACUCCUUGGCAGAAAUAUUUAAAGUCCUGGCUUCAUUUUAUGUUAUUUUGGUAAUACUAUACGGUCUCACCUCCUCCUAUAGCUUAUGGUGGAUGCUGAGGAGUUCCCUGAAGCAAUAUUCCUUUGAGGCGUUAAGAGAAAAAAGCAACUACAGUGAUAUCCCGGACGUCAAGAAUGACUUUGCCUUCAUCCUCCAUCUGGCUGACCAGUAUGAUCCACUUUAUUCCAAACGCUUCUCCAUAUUCCUGUCAGAGGUCAGUGAGAACAAACUGAAGCAGAUCAACCUUAACAACGAAUGGACGGUUGAGAAACUGAAAAGUAAACUUGUGAAAAACUCCCAGGACAAGAUAGAGCUGCAUCUCUUUAUGCUCAGUGGUCUUCCAGACAAUGUGUUCGAGUUAACAGAAAUGGAAGUGCUCAGCCUAGAGCUUAUCCCUGAGGUCAAACUGCCCUCUGCAGUCUCGCAGUUGGUCAACCUCAAGGAGCUUCAUAUAUACCAUUCAUCUCUGGUGGUAGACCAUCCUGCACUGGCCUUUUUAGAGGAGAAUUUAAAAAUCCUCCGCCUGAAAUUUACUGAAAUGGGAAAAAUCCCACGCUGGGUAUUUCACCUGAAGAAUCUCAAGGAACUUUACCUGUCAGGCUGUGUUCUCCCAGAGCAGUUGAGUACCAUGCAGCUGGAGGGCUUUCAGGACCUAAAAAACCUGAGGACCCUCUACUUGAAGAGUAGCCUGUCUCGGAUCCCCCAGGUGGUCACAGACCUCCUGCCUUCACUGCAGAAGCUGUCCCUUGACAAUGAAGGAAGCAAACUGGUUGUGCUGAACAACUUGAAAAAGAUGGUCAAUUUGAAAAGCCUAGAACUGAUCAGCUGUGACCUGGAACGCAUUCCACACUCCAUUUUUAGCCUGAACAAUUUGCAUGAGUUGGACCUAAAGGAAAAUAACCUUAAAACUGUGGAAGAGAUCAUUAGCUUUCAGCAUCUUCAGAAUCUUUCCUGCUUAAAACUGUGGCACAAUAACAUUGCUUAUAUUCCUGCCCAGAUCGGAGCAUUAUCUAACCUAGAGCAGCUCUCUUUGGAUCAUAAUAAUAUUGAGAAUCUGCCCUUGCAGCUUUUUCUAUGCACCAAACUAUAUUAUUUGGAUCUAAGCUAUAACCACCUGACCUUCAUUCCAGAAGAAAUCCAGUAUCUGAGUAAUUUGCAGUACUUUGCUGUGACCAACAACAAUAUCGAGACACUGCCAGAUGGACUGUUUCAGUGUAAGAAGCUACAGUGUUUAUUCUUGGGGAGAAAUAGCCUGACGGAUUUGUCCCCUCAUGUGGGUGAGCUGUCGAACCUCACUCAUCUGGAGCUCAUUGGUAAUUACCUGGAAAUGCUGCCUCCAGAGCUGGAAGGGUGUCAGGCCCUGAAACGGAGCUGUCUGAUCGUCGAGGAUAGUUUGCUCAAUACUCUUCCUCUCCCUGUGACAGAACGUUUGCAGACUUGCUUAGAUAAAUGUUGAUCAGAGACCUGUGCUGCAAAGGCAUUUUUAAACGUAUGCCCCAGGGCUUAAAAGAGAAAUAAACUUUCCUAAGUUAUAAAGAUGAAACAUGGGUGAUAAUUGUGAUGCAUCCUAACCAAAUAUCUUAUUAAAGCCACUCAAUAUCUUGCCCUAAGUUAAACAGGUAAAAAGUAUAAACACUGAACUGGAACUUUGUGAAUAAUUGAUCUUUAACUUAUUAAGAUGUAAGAAGUACCCAUUGAGGAUGGGUUGAGGAGUGUGAAAUUACUGAAUCUUUACUUUGCAAUUUUUCCCUUUAGGAUAGUAUAGGUUUCUUUCCUCCUCCUCCUCCCAUCUUCAUUUCUUUAUUUGCACACCUGUUUUAACUGACUUCCUGUUUUGAUAUUUAUCACCACAACUAUAAAAACUCAUCAGUAUAAAUUUCCCUGAUGUAAAUGCACCACUGUCUUUGAUUUGUGUUCCUACUGUUUUUUUUUGAGGCAGGGUAUAUUAUGCUUGGCAGAAUUCCUUUUUGGCUUAAUUGUUACUUCCUUUCGCAGCUUGCUUAAGUCUUCCUUAGUCUGGUUUCUUUCAUCAACCAUGAGGAUCCCUGAGAAAACGCCCAUCUUUGGCCUUUGCCUAGAACAGGGAGCCAGGGUACAUAGGACAUGUUACCCUCAGGGCAUCCUGAAAAUUAAUGAAUUCUUGAAAAUUUCUUCUUAUCUAUCAUCAAAGCCUUUUUUUAUUUGUUAAAAAUUUUUAUAUAAAAUAUAUAAAUAUUUUCUAUUGUAUGGUCUCGGGUUCCAUAUCUGUGAGAAUAAUUUUUGUAAGGUACAGAGAACAUAGCAUUUCUUUAAGAACUAAUGAUACUUGGUUUGGGCUGUUUAUGAUUCUCAAGUUUUUGUGCACUCUGCUCCAAAAUGUUUUUGUACUCUGCAACUAAUUACUCUUGGAUAACAAAAGCCUUGUGUUUUGUGCCCUAAAAUAUUCGGGGGGUUUCCUUGUGAGAGGAUGGCCACAUCAACUACCUUCUCUUCCCUAGUCUUUGUGUAAUUGUACGGGUACAAUUCUUAGUUAUUUACAAAAACUGUGAUAGAGGGGAGAGGGACAGAUUUGGAUUUUAAAAUUGAUUUCAAAAUACUUUGUUAGGGAUUUAGUAAAUGUUAAAGCAAAAUGUUUUUUUUUUCCUCCAUCUGCAUGAUCUCGAGAUAUGAUUAUAAAAUAAAACAUUCAGCAUCUAUUCAGUGUCUAAGAUGAGCUCUCCGAGCUCACAAAGAUCCAUUUAACUGAAAUUCAUCUCAUGUCUUUAACUCUUCUGGAAUACAUUUUGCUCCUUUUUAUAAAGAGCUUUGUGUUUGGCCUUAUAUUAUUGUGCAUCAUGUUAAAUGAAUAAAAUCAACUGACUCACUUUUGGGAAAUGUACAUUUUUAAUAUGUUUUUCUCCAAUGGGUCUAAGCAUUAUGAUGCCACCUCAUUUUGGAUACAACUCUGAAGUAAUCUGUUAACUGCAUCUAGAAAAAAACUGGAAGACAUGAUGGGUAAAGGGUACUGUAAACAUGAAAUUGUGUGCAGUAUAUGUUUUCCUUGCAUUGUUCCAGAAAGAUGAAAAUGAGUCUUUAAAAUAUUAAAGUACAGUAAAUACAGUUUCUCUCAUCUGCCGCACAUGCCUGGACUGAAUGAAGUUCAGAGAAAAGAAUUAUUCACAUUAAAUGAAAUUUUAGCUGUAAAGAAUACUGAGCACCAAAAGCUGCCUCAUACAUUAUUGCUUAUUCUGAAUGGGAAGGAACAGUGUAAAAAUAUACUUCUUACCAAAACUUGCCUUUAACCAGAACACUGAAGUUCUCAGGGAACCAGGCAUAAUGAUCAAACUUUCUUCUAGGACUUCACAGAUUCUGACUAUAUGCAAGGUUUUGUUAUUCUUAUUUCUUAAAAUGUGAGUUGAUGGUUAUUUUAGUGCUUACCAAUAGAAUUGUCAUAUGUACUGAUUUGGGCCACACAAUUAGCCAUAAUUGGUAUUUUAAAAAAUCUUAUCCUCUUUUACAGGAAGUAUUUUCAAAAUAAAAUUCAGAUUUGCUACCAUUCACUUGACAAACUAGAACUCCUGCAGGAUUAGUCAUUGAUUCCAUUCAAGUGCAAAAGCCAUUGGUUAAAUCUUCCUCCUCAUUUACAUAAAUUCAAGCAAAUUGCUCCCAGGACCAAUAAUGAAUACAUAAGCUACUUUCCACAUACUAGGGUAUAGUUACUGGUGCAAACUGUUGCUCUUGAUGCCAUAAUUUUCAAAUGUCUUUUUAUUUAAAUCUUAUACAUCAAUGUUUAAGUAGCUUUUUGAAACAACACAGUACUGACACAGUAAACAAUGACACCACUGCUUGACCUAUGAAAUAAUACGGUGUUGAUACCACCUUUACUACAUUGUUGGAGCAGAUCUUUAUUUUGCAAGCAUAGAUAUUCACUUAAGAGAAUUUUUAAAUGAAGUUUGCUAGAUUAUAAUUACGAGACUUUAGUUGGGUUUGAUUUCCAAGAGUGUAUUUUCCAAAAUCUAAGUAUAGAGAAUUAAGUUUAAAACGUUUAUUACUUGUACUAAAAAUAGCAUUGGUUCAUUUUAUUUGCAUGCACACACAGACACAGAGACACACAUAUUCCAUGAGUGCAAAUUGUAAUUUAUUGGUUUUGGAUAUAUUUAAUAUUUUUUCCAAAAUUGCAAGAGAUUGUAGAUUAAUUGAAGGAUAGCAAUUUUUUAAAAAUUCACAACUUAAGUGUUCUAUUAGUUUAUGACAUUUAAAAGAAAACCAUUAAGUGUUUUUUGAUCAUCCCUGCAAAGAUUUAGUGUUCUUUCCCCUAACCUACAUCAGGGUAUAUCUGUGUGUCACAUAGGUACUAUAUUUUUAUUUUUUGCUCUCAGUCUUAACAUUUCCCCCUUGAGUGUCAUCAUAUUUUACUGUCACUUAUUAUUUAUGUUAAAACAGGGUAAAUGAGAUCCUCAGGAUCUCAGUGCUGUGAAAGAGUCCCAAUAGGUGUGCUGCAUUGGUUUAUUUGCAUAACAUUGUUUGAUGGAGAAAUUUUUGUUUCUGUUCUUUAAGUGUUUCAUGAUUCAAAUACUACGUUUAAUUAAAAUACUGCAUAAUAUUGAUGGGUUCAUUAAAAUAAUCGAACAAUUCUGUGGAUUUGACAUUAUUUCAAUAAAAUUAUCUGUUCAUCUUUUUAUAUUCUCUUAGCAACACCCUGUUCAUAAAAGGUAUUUUAUUUGCCUUCUUCACUCACCCACCUUGUUAAAUUCGAUCAGUACUUGUAUAGUAACAGAAUAUAUUAGUUCUAAAGGAUUUUCAGUGGCACCUGAACAUGUAUUUAUUGGAAGGGGGCAAAGCCCAUGCCUAUAAUAAUACCUGGAUAGUUCUUUUUGCUUCCCUUCAGUAUUUAGAGCUAAUCUCGUAAUCCUUCAGCCCUGCCAAAAGCAUGAAAAUAAACCUGUAGGUCCACUUUGUUUUCAUUUACUGUACAUUGCUUCAGUAUCUGUGUUUAUUUCUUUCUGGAAACAAGAGAAAGACUAGUGAAAAGAGAGGACAAGGUGUUUUGUAUCCUGAUUUGUAUUCUGAAGACAUAUAUAUGAAAUAAUGGUUACAAAAUGCCCUUAAUGGUAAUUAUUUCUUAUCUUUAGCUGGAUAUGAAAUGCUGAAGCAAUGAAAAAAACCUGCAAUCCUAUUUAAUUGGUCUCUUUCUGUCUCUUGUCCAUCACUUCUGUAAUAGCAGGAGCUAUCUACUAAGUACCAUUGGUAAUGGACUACAGUUACUUUCAACAUUUUUUUACAUAAACAAUUUCAUCAACACUAAGACAUUAACACAGACUACAUAAGCCAAAGUUCUGAGUUGAGAUGGCUUACAAUUAAACUUCAUAUUUAAAUUUUGCAUUUAACAAUUAUUUCUGUUGCUGAGAAAAACAAGUAUGAAUGCUUUUUUGCAUGGUAUACAUUAUCUCUAACAGAGAUGGUGCAGUUUUAAAAAUACAAAAGGUUAUAGAAUUAGAAUGGAUGUAUUUGUGCACAUACGUUGUGUAUCAGCCUAAAUGUUAACAUUGUUCAAGACAGUUUUUUUAAAUUCCUCAAAUGUUUUGUUCUUAGUGAAAUAAUGGGCCAAUCUUGAGUAGAGACAUUUUCUUUUGUUAGCUCACAGUAAAAUCUAGCAUUUGUUAUUUUAUCUUUGUCACAUAUUUGGAUGUGUAUAUAAUUGGUUUUUGCUUCUGGUAAUGAGUUAUUAGAAAAUAUAAGAUUCUGUUCAACUUUUUUGGCCCUCAGGUUUAAAUUCCUACUGAAUCCCUUGAUUCAGUAGGUUUUGGUAAAUUUUACUGUUUCUAAAGUACUUUUGUGUAAUAAAUAUUCAAUUUUUAUAGUAAAUAAAAAAUAAAUGGCAAAUGAAAAUAAAUGCUGGAAGAAGC